AUGGCGGCAUCGCCGUCAAAAUCUAUGCCCACGUCGCCGUACGACGGCGUGUCGCGGCUGCACGGCGCGCUGUUGGUGGACGAGAUCCUGACGCGCCUGCCGGCCGCCGCCGCCGUGCGCUUCCGAUCUGUCUGUCGGGCGUGGAACGAGGCCCUCACAUCUGACCACUUCGUCGCUACGCACGCCGCGAGAGCUGCUGCCGCGCGCCAGCCAGAGAUCCUCUUCUUCCCGCCGGCCGAGGGGUCCUCCACGUCCUUCUACACGUGCUCGCUCCCUCCCGAGGGCGAGGGUUCGCCGCCCGCCGCCGCCCGCAGGCUCCUCACCGUGCGCAAUCUCGCGGCGGAGUACGUCGUUCUGUCCCGAAAGCCAUGCCGCGGCCUGACGCUCGUCAUGGAAGCCAGCUCGUCCGAGUACUACGUCUUCAACCUCUCCACCGGCGACCACGUCGCCCUGCCACCAUGCGAACCAGCACAAGCAUGUGGUAAUUUAUAUGGCCUAUUCCUCCCUUUGAGUACACCAUGGACCCCCUUCGAGUUCUCCAGCGCCGGCCUCGGCUUCGACCCGGCCACCGGCGAGCACAAGGCGGUCAGACUCUUCCUGAUCAGCGGCAAGCAGCGGCAGUUCAAGUGCGAGGUGUACACCAUGGGAUCUGCCGGCGGGUGGCGGCCCUGCGCUGGCGAGGUGCCACCUGACGUCCACGGGUAUUUCCUCGCUGGUCUGCCUCCGGUCACCGUUGACGGGUCCUUCUACUGGCUGCUGACGCCGUCUAGGGAUGAAAGCGUCGAGUUCAAGAAUACUCCCAUCCUGUCCUUCUCUGUGGGAGCCGAGCAGUUCGGUUGGGUCCACAUGCCGCCGGGGCUGCGGAAACGCCUCCGCCACCUCGCCGAGCUCGACGGUUCCCUGUGCGCCGUCGUCCAUGGCCUCCACCACCGGUUCCGCAGUCGUAACGCGGAUCGCGUGAUCAAGGUCCUGACAUGGAGCGGCGGCACGACAUCGUCGUGGCGGACGCGCUGCCGCAUCGAGCUCGAUAGCCUGCCACGGCUCAUCAGCAAGGAGCUGGACGAGGAGAAGCUCACCAUCAUCCCGCUCUGCACCACCGCCGGCGGCAAGAUCCUGCUCGCGACAGGCCGUCACAAGGUCUUCGCGUACGACGCGGAGCGCAACAGCGUGCACAAGGUCUUCUCGAUGUACGACUACGUCGACUUCCCUGUGUGCCACACGGAUGCCCGGCUGCUCAUCAACAUUUUCCUCCACGAAGAGCGCAUCGUCGGCGUCCCCAAGCCACCCGUCAAGCCGCCGGCGGAGAGGCUUCAUGGCAUACCUAAAAACCUCAUAAAGCCUGGGCAAACGUGCCUAAGGUGCCACUUAUUUGGAGAAAACCAUUGUAGAAAAUCACUAACGCAAGCAGCUGCGGCGCCGUCGACAAGCCUCGCCGGCCGUCCGCGCUCGAGGGGACUUAUUAGCCCCGCCGGCCUACAUGUGACCUUGGGCGGACACACGGUUAGCAGGCGGGAGAAGCAUCGCUCCGACGAAAGCUACCCCUAUUCUAUCAGAGAAAGAUGGACGAAGCAGUGGACUCCAGCGCUCAGAAAUUGCCUACCGAAUGUCAUGAGCUUGGAAUAA
Messenger RNA from Lolium rigidum, 1623 nucleotides. Its product is annotated as F-box protein At4g19940-like. The transcript has a single exon. Bases 1 to 1623 code for a protein of 540 amino acids. Lineage: Eukaryota; Viridiplantae; Streptophyta; Magnoliopsida; Poales; Poaceae. The record is from RefSeq and is a predicted model, not a curated record. Gene Ontology annotation, molecular function: protein binding.